AUGACUAUAAGGAACCAACGAUUCUCUCUUCUUAAACAACCUAUAUUCUCCAUACUUAAUCAGCAUUUGAUAAAUUAUCCAACCCCGAGCAAUCUUAAUUAUUGGGCGGGGUUCGGUCCGUUAGCUGGUAUUUGUUUAGUCAUUCAGAUAGUGACUGGCGUUUUUUUAGCUAUGCAUUACACACCUCAUGUGGAUCUAGCUUUCAACAGCGUAGAACACAUUAUGAGAGAUGUUGAAGGGGGCUGGUUUCUCCGUUAUAUGCAUGCUAAUGGGGCAAGUAUGUUUCUCAUUGUGGUUCACUUUCAUAUGUUUCGUAGUCUAUAUUAUGGGAGUUAUAGCAGUCCUAGGGAAUUUGUUCGGUGUAGCGGAGUUGUAAUCUUCCUAUUAAUGAUUGUGACAGCUUUUAUAGGAUACGUACCACCUUGGGGUCAGAUGAGCUUUUGGGGAGCUACAGUAAUUACAAGCUUAGCUAGCGCCAUACCUGUAGUAGGAGAUACCAUAGUGACUUGGCUUUGGGGUGGUUUCUCCGUGGGCAAUGCCACCUUAAAUCGUUUUUUUAGUCUUCAUUAUUUACUCCCCUUUCUUUUAGUAGGCGCCAGUAUUCUUCAUCUGGGCGCAUUGCAUCAAUAUGGAUCAAAUAAUCCAUUAGGUAUAAAUUCAUAUACGGAUAAAAUUGCUUCUUACCCUUAUUAUUAUGUAAAGGAUCUGGUAGGUUGGGUAGCUUUUGCUAUCUUUUCUUCCAUUUUCAUUUUUUAUGCUCCUAAUGUUUUGGGGCAUCCCGACAAUUAUAUACCCGCUAAUCCGAUGCCCACCCCGCCUCAUAUUGUGCCGGAAUGGUAUUUCCUACCGAUCCAUGCCAUUCUUCGUAGUAUACCUGACAAAGCGGGAGGUGUAGCCGCAAUAGCACCAGUUUUUAUAUGUCUGCUGGCUUUACCCUUUUUAAAUCAAAGUAUGUAUGUACGUAGUGCAAAAUUUCGCCCGAUUUACCAUAUAAUAUAUUUGUUGUUUUUGGCGGAUCGCUUACUACUAGGUUGGAUCGGAUGUCAACCUGUGGAGGCACCAUUUGUGACUAUUGGGCAAAUUUCUCCUUUUGUCUUCUUCUUGUUCUUUGCCAUAAUGCCCAUUCCGGGACGAGUUCAAAGAGAAAAUCCUAAUUAUUUCAGCGAGAACUUUGCCUUUUCAUAUCCAAAAAAGUAA
Messenger RNA from Daucus carota subsp. sativus, 1197 nucleotides. Lineage: Eukaryota; Viridiplantae; Streptophyta; Magnoliopsida; Apiales; Apiaceae. The record is from the annotation of a RefSeq genome assembly.